This is a messenger RNA of Hyalella azteca, 2001 nucleotides long. RefSeq lists its product as uncharacterized. Bases 583 to 1431 code for a protein of 282 amino acids. The record is from RefSeq and is a predicted model, not a curated record. Lineage: Eukaryota; Metazoa; Arthropoda; Malacostraca; Amphipoda; Hyalellidae. The transcript is spliced from 2 exons.
GCAUUUAUUGCACAUGUGUUCUGCAGGCUAAGUUAUUUCUAUAUUGUAAAUAAAGUUAAGUAAUUGAAGCCGAAUAAUUCAGCCUAAACUGAAAUAUUAAUAAUGUUCUUGUCUUUUUCAGAUACCAGCAACAUCCUGGAAGUCAAUACACUUUUUUUUCAAUGCGUUAAAACUGACGAAUCGAUACAACUUCGGAGUCACUUGCACGCAUUUGCAGGGAAAAAUUGUUGACGAUUUCGAAAUAAAUUUGGAAUGUAAUUGCGUAAUUGAUUGAAAUUUCUGAUAAGUCUGCUAUAGAGUAAAAAUGUAGUUGGGUACAUGCCGAUAAGUCUGGUAUCGGUCGAGCGGUGAGAGUUUUGUAUUUCAUUGACAAUCUUCAGAAACAAAAAAAAUCGUUCAAGAAAUGUCAGUAAAAAACACCGCACUUAAUGAUUUGGAUGCUACAAGUACAAUUUUAAUCGUCUUUAAGUCGUAGACAUAUAUUGAUAGCAGGCCAUAGGUGUGUUCGAAAGUUUUCGAGACAUAGUAUGCACUUUAUGAAUCGAUAAAUUCAUAGGACUCGCUGCGAAUAAAAGGAAGACAAUGGUGCCUCGGUAUCCCCACACAUCGAUAGCGGAUAACAUCCCAGGGCCUUCCCUCAACUUCCGAGGCACACUGCCGCCCGAGAUUGCCCAAGAUGCCAUCGUCUACGUCUUGGCGGUUGUUGUCUUCUAUGCAGCCAUCAUCGUGGUGUUGGUGGGCACUAACCUGCACCGUUUUCGGACCCGACCAGCUGAGGCAACGUUACACCACCAGAUCUAUGAGGAUAAAACCAAGAAAAAACCUAAAACUAUAGCGUCUCAGAACGUCAAGGUUAGUGAUGAAGGUGAAAUUGUACUCGCAGCGACUGACGACAGUCAUGAUCUUGACUCGCACAAUGAGGAAACUGUUAUUGCGCCUCUCAUUACAAACAAUGAACAUGAGGAGGAAAAUGCACAGCAAUUCAAAGCGAACACUUACAUAGAAUCCAUUGAAGUUAUUCAUCAGUCUGAAAAUAAUCAAACAUACACACACACAUUCAUUGAUCCUUCGUUGCUCGUAGAAGGUUAUUCCUCGGAUGACGGCUCAAAUUUUAAUAUGGGCGGUGAAUCCAAUGUCCGGUCGUUUCCUUCUCGUACUAUUACGUCAGGAAGAAACUCUCUCCGAGAUGCAAGCAGAAGUUUCACAACUCAGAUUUUACAAAAGGUAAGGAAAUUUGCUCCUCAAACCGCCGUUCCUCAAGAAUCAAGCGUCAGCAAAAUUUCCACAACUGUAGUGUCCAGAAACCAUCCGUCAGCAGCGAACAACCAGAAGCAAAAUGUUGAGGUCGCCUUUACAGCUAAAGAAGAAAUCAAACCCCGAGCCCUGCUGGAGAUGGCAGGAGACGAUGAGGUCGAUCCAGUGUCUGUCUGAACAUAAGUGAUAAAUGGAGCGACAUGUACAAUAUUAGCUAAACUCUGAGCACUGAUCGUGAACCGUUAUGACAAUAUGACAAUGACUUUUACGAAAUUACCGUAGGAAUGAGCGCCUUGUCUCGGGAGCUAUUUUUAUGCUACAUGCGCUGCAAUUGAGAAAUGUUAUUUGUCAUCCGCAUAGGUCAUCAUUAAAUGGGGGAUAAUGAUUCAUUUCAUUUUCGCUGGGUACGUUUUCCUACCGUUUCUAAUCAUCAGUAGAUUCAUCCGACAGCGAGUUGGAAGGUACGGGAUUGUGAAUAUAGUAAUUGAUGUUUUUACUCUGAUGGAAUGCGUUGCAAUAUCCAGGUUGAGAUAAGAGCCUCAUUUCCUGAAGAGUUAUCUCCUAAUAGAAACUGGCAAUAUUUAUUUAUGAGCAUUUACAACUAUAUGAUAACAAGGCAGGUGUAAACUAGCUUCUUAAUUGUUGGAAGUGAGAAAACUUUUUUUCUUGUUUCCUGAAAUAGGGCUCAUAAUAAAGAGUGAUUCACGGAAACUUCCUGUUUUGUAUUUCACACCAAGCAGCCAGAUG